CUGGUCGAUCUAUGGUCAGUACACGCUGCUUCCUACAGGGGGGCGGGUGUGACUCGACUCAACCCGGAACUUUAAAUUAUCAAUUACUUUUUUGAAAUUUGUUAAGACAUUUCUCCGCCUAGGGGAGCCUUCUCCAAGAUUGCUCAAAUUCAAAAUAUAAUUCUCACGGAUUAUUGUCGUCCUUUCUAGGGAGGGAUUGCAAAUGCUUCCAUUCUCGAACUCUGGGCUUUCGCGAGGACACUAACUUCUAUUUUCAAAAAGAAACUUAGGAGGACACCUAUAAACACACUUCAAGAUGCCGCAACAGAAGGAUAUCGUGAAGAUUGCCAUCCAGAUGCCAGGGGCAUACCCUCAGCUCAUUCAACUGGACCAGAAAAAGCCCCUUUCUGCCGUAAUAAAGGAGGUUUGUGAUGGGUGGAAUCUUCCGGGCCCUGACAACUACUCCCUCCAGUAUGCCGACGGUGUUCAGACCUACAUCACUGAAUCUAACCGUCUGGACAUAAAGAAUGGCUGCAUUCUCCGUCUGACCAAGGCACCGGGCCGUUGUGCCGAGGACCUCUACAAGGGCAUCCAGAGCUCCGACUCAGACGUGCGCUGUGAUUCGCUGAAACAGCUGGCCUGCGUGUCUACUGAUGUCACGUUUGCUCAGGAGUUUAUCAGCCGUAAUGGCCACUCUCUGCUGGUGAAGAUCGUAGAGGACGCUCACGAGGCCCCUCUGAUCAUGGCCCACACACUGACAGGCUUCAUGGAGCUGAUGGAUCAUGGGAUUGUAUCAUGGGAGAACCUCUCUGCUGUCUUCAUCAAGAAGAUUGCCAGCUUCGUCAAUGCCACGGUGCUGGAUGCAUCCAUCCAGCAGGUGUCCCUGGCCAUCCUGGAGAGCAUGGUGCUGAGCAGCAGCAGCCUCUUCCAGCAGGUCAAGCAGGAAGUCACUCUAGAGAGACUGCUCUCACAACUGCAGGUGACAAACCAGCAGAUUCAAACCAAAGCCAUGGCCCUCCUCAUGGCUCUGCUACAGACAGCUGGACAUGCAGACAGACAGGAGCUGUUUGUCUUCCUAGGGAAGAAAAAUCUUCGACAGUACAUCUAUAAGAACAUCAUCCAUAGUUCUGCCUCCGUGGGGGAUGAGAUGGCCCAUUACCUGUACGUCCUCCAGUCUGUCACUCUGAACCACCUGGAGCCUCGCAUGAGGAUGCCCCUGGACUCCUACAACCAGGACCAGAGGGAGAUUCUACACGGCCUGCGGCAGGCAGCCUUUGAGACGGAGAGUGAGAACAGCUUGAGUCAUGAGCAACGACGCUCUCUCUGCGCCAAGGAGUUCAAGAAGCUGGGCUUCUCUAACAACAGUAACCCAGGUCAGGACCUGCUCCGGGCCCCUCCAGGACUGCUGGCCCUAGACACCAUGGCCCACUUUGCCUCCUGCUACCCCGAUGCCUACAGCAGGUUUGUUCUGGAGAACAGCAGUAGGGAGGAUAAGCACGAGUGUCCAUUCGCCCGCAGCAGCAUCCAGCUGACUCUCAUCCUGUGUGAGAUCCUAAGCAUCGGAGAGCCCCCCUCAGAAACAGGUUCAGACUACCACCCCAUCUUCUUCGCUCAGGACCAGCUGCUGGACGAGCUCUUCUGCAUCUGCAUCCAGCUGCUCAAUAAGACCUGGAAGGAGAUGAGAGCCACGCAGGAGGACUUUGACAAGGUAAUGCAGGUUGUGCGUGAGCAGAUCACCAGGACUCUGUCCAGUAAGCCCACGUCUCUGGAGCUGUUUAAGAACAAGGUGAAUGCUCUGAACUACAGUGAGAUCAUCAAACUACGCCAGACGGAGCGGUUGCACCAAGAAGAGACCCUCGCCCCGCCUGUAUUAGAGCUGAAGGAGCGUCUGAGGCCAGAGCUGUUGGAGCUGAUUCGCCAGCAGAGACUGAACCGUCUGUGUCAGGGAACCCUCUUCCGCAAGAUCAGCAGCCGACGCAGACAGGAUAAGUUGUGGCACUGUCGCCUGUCGCCCAAUCACAAAGUCCUGCACUUUGGCGACGUGGAGGAGGACACAGAAACACCCACCAUCGAGAGUCUCCAGGAGAAGAUUCCUGUGGCAGAUAUCAAAGCACUGCUGACGGGGAAAGACUGCCCUCACAUGAAGGAGCACAAGGGCAAACAGACCAAGGAAGUGUUGGCACUGGCGUUCAGCGUCACGUAUGACGUGGAGGAGUACAGCCUCAACUUUAUCGCCUCAUCCAGAACAGACUUCUGCCUGUGGACGGACGGACUGAGCGUGCUCCUGGGACGGGACAUGAGCAGUGAGUGCAUGAGGAGCGAGCUGGAGACCCUGCUCUCCAUGGAGAUCAAGCUCCGCCUCCUGGAUCUGGAGAACGUGCCCAUCCCAGACAGCGCCCCGCCGGUGCCCAAACCCCCCAGCAACUUCAACUUCUGCUACGACUUCAGCCAGGCUGAGCAGUAGGCCAGGGCACGGCAGGGCAGAGGAGUAGACCUGGGCCCUGUUCAGGAGGAUGUAACGUUACAGAAUGCUCAGCUAGAAAUGUGUGAAUUAGAACAGAUAUGGUCUUGUCGUCUGUAAAAUAGGCAAUUGUGUCAGCUCCAUUCAUUAUAUUUCUAUUUGCAACGUUCCGAAUGUUUCAUGUCAUUAAAUGCACCCUAGUAACGACCAAGCCUGUAGACAUCUACACGGCAGGAGUGGACAUGGAGGACUGGAUCGACAAAUCUAAUGCGUAGGCGAAGGUUUCAUCUUAUAUGAGCGGAAUCGAGGCUGAAGACGAUUCCUUGGGUUCUAUAGGAGCGGUCAUCUUUUUGGGUGUGGUCUGGUCACACAAGUGUAUUGUAACUGUACAGUGGGAGUAUGUUUUCUGUUGGAUACUUGAGGCUUUAGCUUUACUUCAGUCCCCCUCUCUGUGGCUCCAGUCCUCCACGCUCCUCUGUGCAUUGUCUUUAGGCGGAGAGUUCAUGUUUCAUUUUUGUCAUAUCUAUGUUUGUUUUUCUACUUUCCUCGGGUGGGAUUUCUUUCAACUGAAAGCUUUGUGAGGCAGGAUGCAUGACAGCCCUUCUGAAGGGCUGUCAUGGAGUAUAUACUGUAUACCCCAUGGUGGGUAUAUGCUGUAUAUGGCUCGGAGAGAGAAUCCCUUGGAUUUCUGACAUUGUACUUACCGACCUACUCAAACAGAAUCCCUACUCCCUGUUCUAAAGUGGUACUUUAAUGAGUUGACGAAACAAGAAAACAUACUCCGGCUCCAAGCCUAUUGAAAUCCCUAUUUAUAAUAUAUUAAAUCCUCUUUUUAAGUGUGUGCAGGUAGUAUUUGAAUGAGUUCCAUUGGCUCACGAGGAGCACUUUUAAAUAGAAUAUAGAAGGUCGUUAGGUUUGAUGGCUGUUGUUCAAACGGUUCUCUUAGGCAAUGGGGUGGGUUUUAUUGCGCGAAGAACUUGAUCAACGGUACAGCCAACUGACAUAUUGUUUUUAUGGUACAUUUAACAGAUGACGUAGCUAAGGUACAGAUAACUGAUUUCGCUACAAGCACCAUAUGUAUCGCUGCUAUUAAUUGUUGGCCUGGUAAAGUUUUUUGCUUCAGUCAAAGGCAAUUAUAGGUACAUUAUGAAUUUCAGGCCAUAACAAAUAUUAGUUUAAUAUUGAUGUUAUUGUAGGGUACUUUAUUUUCAUGACUGGAUGAUCCUGACAGAUAAAUCUGACCUCAUCAAAUUGAACUAAUAUACUGUACAACAGUAAAUGAUGUAUGAUGGACCUUCCAACUCUCAUCGGCCAAUUAAUAAUAAUGGGUUUUUGUAGCCGGCUAACAAUCAUAAAUUCAAACGUUGAUUUUUCCUUAGACAGUAAACUGGGUUUAGCUGGAGUUUGGGGUGAUUUUGCUACUCAUUACAUGUCUGUUCAUGUUAAAACACCCAAUCUCCAUGGUAACCCCUAACUUAUGCUUUACUGAGAUCAGGGUUGACAUGAAUAAAUAUGAUUUAUACAAAU
Salmo salar (Atlantic salmon) is the source of this 3967-nucleotide messenger RNA. Its product is annotated as engulfment and cell motility protein 3. Gene Ontology annotation, biological process: cell motility; actin filament organization. Lineage: Eukaryota; Metazoa; Chordata; Actinopteri; Salmoniformes; Salmonidae. The record is from RefSeq and is a predicted model, not a curated record.